Momordica charantia (bitter melon) is the source of this 1349-nucleotide messenger RNA. RefSeq lists its product as uncharacterized. The record is from RefSeq and is a predicted model, not a curated record. NCBI's taxonomy places the organism in Eukaryota, Viridiplantae, Streptophyta, Magnoliopsida, Cucurbitales, Cucurbitaceae.
UGCACAUUUUUACUUCUCUUUUUCUUCCACUGUUCCGCUGCGAUUUCAGACGAAUCUGACCAGAUGUCGAUGGUUGAGGACGGACGUAGCCUGGCGGGCUAUACUCUGGACGACGUUUUGGCGAACAACAGAUUAGGGCAACCGGCGGCGGCCGAAAUCCGUAAUCGAACCCUACUGGACAUAAUCCGGGACGAUGAGCCGACCAUCGGAAAGGGGCUUUUCGGUAAGGACAAAAGGACUUGGAAGUCGUUUAGGGAUAAGCUCCGGCUGAAGCGCGCCGGCUCUGCUUGGGUCUCGACUGUCCCGAUUCCGACCUCCGAUAUUCCGGUUCACAAUAAGCGAUCCCUAAUCGGUAAGCGCAAUCAAGUUCGGUUCAGUACGCCACUGUCCAGAAACUCGGGCGAAGAAUCGUCCAAAUUCUCUCGCCGGAACCAAACAUCUCGACAGAGUUCCGCACUGAACAGCUUUAGCGAUUCAUCCGCGUUCCAGCCUGAUGAAUCGUCCGAUUACUCGCAGGCACCAGACGCGGCGCCGAUUCGAAUCAUGAGACCGCAAAUGUCCCGCCACAACUCAGUCCGGAUCCCGAAUUCGAUGGAGAUCUACACGGAUCCGACUGAACCAGAACGCGACAACCGAGUUCGCCAGAUGAACUCCGCCUUCUCGGAUCAGAGAAUGCUGUCCGCGAGAGAAGCCGUAGUAGCACAAGAAGCAGCCGAUGCAGCCUCCGCUGCAGCAGCUGCGGCGGCGGCGGCGGCGGCGGCGGCGGCGGCCGCGGAAGCCGCAGAAGAAGAAGAGGAAAACGAGGGUGAGGAAAACGAAAACGGAAACGGAAACGGAAACGAGAACGGAAGCGAAGAAUCAACGACAGGGUCGGAGGCGUCGUCACCGGCGGCGCAGCCGAUGAGGAUGUCGUUGAUGGACUUGCUGCAGGAGACGGACAGGGAAAUGGGGUUCGAAGGGGCGAGCUACGGAAUGGGCGGCUUAGACGAUUUCUUCGACGAUGAGGAUGAGGAAGAUGAGGAUUACGAAGACGAAGACGACGAAAGAGGAGAAGAAUUCAGCUGCUCCGUUUGCAUGGUGAAGCACAAGAGCGCGGCUAUGGGGGCCUGCGGCCAUACAUUUUGCAGACUCUGUUCCAAGGAGCUAAUGGUCAGCCGCGGGAACUGUCCCACUUGCAACGAUUUCAUCUUGGAAAUUCUUGAUGCUUUUUGAUUCCCUUUUUUGCACUUUCUUUUAUUAUUCAAACCAUUUUUAAAUCUUCUUUUUAAGUUUUAAGUACAUAUAUUGUUUCCCCGUCCGGGCGGAUUUCACCGGACAAAGUUGGAAUGAUAAAGAUUAGUUAAUGUAAA